Messenger RNA from Exophiala xenobiotica, 2080 nucleotides. Its product is annotated as threonine synthase. Gene Ontology annotation, molecular function: pyridoxal phosphate binding; threonine synthase activity. Bases 129 to 1784 code for a protein of 551 amino acids. The transcript has a single exon. Gene Ontology annotation, biological process: L-threonine biosynthetic process. The record is from RefSeq and is a predicted model, not a curated record. NCBI's taxonomy places the organism in Eukaryota, Fungi, Ascomycota, Eurotiomycetes, Chaetothyriales, Herpotrichiellaceae.
CACCACCUCUCCAGUCAUAAUCCAAAUUUGAUACUUGACCCGGAGUAACUUGAACCUGUGGCCAGAGAGCCAACUGUGAUAAAAUUCUAUUUGAGCCUUUGACUCGUGGUCUUAGUUGAGUAUCCACCAUGGUGGCCAACAACUCGAAAUACUCGAGCACCCGGUACCACGACAGUUCAUUACGCGAGUUCUUCGGUUUCGAGGAUGUCGUGCUGAAGGGCCUGGCAGCCGAUGGUGGUCUCUUUCACCCACAUGAUAUUCCCAACGUCCGGUCUCAAUAUCUACAAUGGAAGGAUCUUUCCUUCCCAGACCUGGCCUACCAGGUCAUGAGGCUGUACAUUGACGAGUACGAAAUCUCCGACGCCGAACUCAAAGACAUAGUCCACCGUAGCUACUCGACCUUCAGACACCCAGACACAGUCCCCUUAGUCCCCCUCGACGACCAAAAGGGCCUGUAUCUUCUCGAACUCUUCCACGGGCCGACGUUCGCGUUCAAAGAUGUCGCCCUCCAAUUCCUGGGCAACUUGUUCGAGUUCUUCCUCGUCCGGAAGAACAAGAACCUCCAAACGGGCGAAGCCAGACACCAUCUCACCGUUAUCGGCGCUACGUCAGGCGACACGGGCUCCGCUGCCAUCUACGGCCUCCGCGGCAAGAAAGACGUGAGCAUCUUCAUCAUGUUCCCGGAUGGCAAAGUAUCGCCGGUCCAAGAAGCGCAAAUGACCACCGUCUUGGACCCGAACGUGCACUGCCUCGCUGUUCAAGGCACCUUCGACGACUGCCAGGACUACGUCAAGGCUCUCUUCGCCGACCCAGAGACGAACAAGAUCCACCAUCUCGCGGCCGUGAACUCGAUCAACUGGGCCCGUAUCCUCGCCCAAAUCACGUACUAUUUCUCCGCGUAUUUCCAGCUUCUCAAGACGAAACCCGACCUGAAACAGGCCAAGUUUGUCGUGCCCACGGGCAACUUCGGCGACAUCCUGGCCGGGUACUACGCUAAGCGCAUGGGUCUACCGAUCGCGAAACUCAUCAUCGCCACAAAUGAGAAUGACAUCCUUCACCGCUUCUGGCAGACCGGCUCGUACUCGAAGAAGCCGAAGCCGCCCCAGGAACCGCACGAGGGCAUCAAAGAGGAUGGCGCUCAGGCGCAUGAGGCCGGCGUCAAGGAGACCUACAGUCCAGCCAUGGACAUCUUGGUCUCGUCGAAUUUCGAACGCCUGCUCUGGCAUUUGAGUCUUGAGCAUGAAUUGGAGACGAACCCGCACGUUAAAAUGGAGUCAUCGGUACGCGUGGCGGGACAGAAGAUCGAUGGGUGGUUCCAGGAGUUGAAGAGCACGGGCUCUUUUACCGUCGAUCCGCAGAUCUUGGACAAGGCUCGCGAGAUCUUCGACACGUACAGAGUCAGCAACGCCGAGACGCUGGAGGCGAUUCGGGACUGUUACCGAGGAGACGUCAUCUCCAAGAAGGAAUAUGUUCUUGAUCCGCAUUCCGCGAUCGGCGUGGCCGCGAGCCUGCGCGAGAUCAAAGCGUCGGGUCAAUGUGACGUGCCGACCGUGUCGCUGGCCACGGCCCAUCCUGCGAAAUUCGCCGGUGCAGUCGACCUGGCGUUGCAGGAGGAGAAGGGGUUCGACUUCAAUAGCGUCCUGCCGGAGCAAUUUGUUGGGCUGGACGACAAGGAGAGGAAAGUGCUGAAGGUGUCCAGCUCGGAAGGAUUGCCUGGAAUCCGCCAGAUCAUCACCCGUGAAGUGGACAAGGAGAAGGAGGCUAGACAGAAUGGUUCUUCGUAAGAGCUGGAAAAAAAGGGGCAUGAGGGAUUAUAGUCCCAGAUUGUGGCUAAGAAGACGCCGGAGAAGGACGCUGAGUAGAAUGGUGCUUGUGACAGUGAAGCUCGCACGACAGGUACAGGAUUCAACGUCAGUGGAGGUAUUCGAAACCAUUCCAAGAGACGACGCACAGGUAGAAUGGAGGUUAGACAAAAUGUACUCGCCCUGGUCGGAAUCUGUCUGGAAUUGCAUCGAUCAGAAUAGGAGGUUAAACAAAUGUACUCGAUAUCCAGACUUUCCUUCUGCCCUCCAGACUUACC